Molecule: messenger RNA, 666 nt
Organism: Clunio marinus
Lineage: Eukaryota; Metazoa; Arthropoda; Insecta; Diptera; Chironomidae
Source: the annotation of a GenBank genome assembly
AUGAAAUCAAACAUUUUGUUUUUAGUAAUAGUGACGACAGCAAAUGGUGAUGACACUUCAAUUGACACACGUGAUGGUGAAGAUCUGAUGCUUCAGUGUCGCUUCAGUCCCGAUUAUUCAAACCGAGGAUUCAUCUAUUAUUGGGCUCGCAGUUCACCACGCUUUGAAAAUGUUGCCGUCGAUGAGAAAUCUUUAAGUUCCACUUACAAAGUUGAUUACCGACCCGACAAAGGAAUUUACGAUCUUCGCAUCACAAAUGCAUCAUACAGUCGCGACAACGGACGUUUUGAAUGUCGAAUCAAAGCACAGGGAACAGGCGAUGAUGUUCACCAACAGUAUUACAAUUUAACAGUUCUUACCCCACCCCAACCACCACUUGUAGCACCGGGCAGUAUUGUCGUCGCCACUGAAGAGAAGAAGCAAGAGUUGACAUGUAGCAGCGUGGGAGGUUCACCCGAUCCAACAAUCACAUGGUACCGUGAUGGAAGUCCGACACCCCUUCAAGCUAUCGUAAAUCGUGGGGGAUCAAAAGAUCACCAAACGACAAGUACAUUGACCAUUACACCGACGAAGGAUGAUGAUGGUGCACGCUUUCGAUGCGUUGUUUACAACAGAGCUAUGAAGGAAGGAGAGAAAUACGAAACAACAGUUACUCUAAGCGUUAAC